UGUCCCCCUAGCCGCCGCCACCUACAGCCUCCUCCCACCUCGGGAUCCAUCUCCACCCAAUCCAACCACCGCCUCCAUUUCCGUGCCCGACCACCUCCUCUGGCCGCAGCCUCACGUCUCCACGCUCGUGCCCGAGCAGGAGCUCCUCGAGAUGGAGCUCAUCCACAGCAGGCCCCUUGCCUCCCUCGAUCCACAUCGUCCCCGUGCUAAUCUGCCAGGAACCGAACAGCAGCCGCCACCCCCUCUCUUCCCGAGGCCCGAGCAGGAGCGCUCGGCCUCGUCUUCUCGCGCGGCCAACCGCCUCGACGGAGACCUCCAGGAUCACCACCACGCCCUGCUUCUUCUUCCUACUCGAGGAGAUGCCCCUCUCCUCGAGCACAAAUGCUUCAAGGCCGUCUUCUGCAGUUUCGUCGCCAGAGCUCCCCACCACCAGCAGGAUCCCCACGACAUCGCCAUGGAUGGCUGCAGUCUGAGCUCGCAUCCGUCACCAUGGAUCCCUGCCUCGCCGGAUCCGAGGUGGAUCCAUCCAUCCCCGCCGUUUCCCGCGACCUUCCUGGCCGGAUCCCGCCGCCGCGCUGCCGUUCCUCGCCCCGCGCCGUUGACCUGCUGCCCCAACGCCCUGCUCGCCUCCUCUGCUUCAUUCGAGCAGGGAGGACGACGAGCGCUCGACCCAGCCCCGUUGACCGCGUCCCUGUUCGUCUGGAACGCCAGCAGCCCAGCUGCCUAGCGCCUCCCCAAGGCCCAGCCUGCGCCCCGCGGCCUGCCUUCACCUCCUCACCGACGGGCUGAAGCCCAUGGUGAGCUCCCCAGCCUAGAGCCCAAAUUCAGCCCGAUUGUGUUUUUUUCCUCUUCAGCGAAUUUGUCUAUUAUUCCAGUGAUUUACAGAUUUGCAGAAAAACCCCUAGCCUCCAUGCAUAUAAUAUCUCAUGAACCGUGCAUCAUAUGUAAAUAAUUUAUAUAUGUAAAAUGCUUAGAAUUUCAUCUAGUUUCAUAAUA
Triticum aestivum (bread wheat) is the source of this 996-nucleotide messenger RNA. RefSeq lists its product as uncharacterized. The coding region runs from base 152 to 727 and encodes 191 amino acids. The transcript has 3 exons. Lineage: Eukaryota; Viridiplantae; Streptophyta; Magnoliopsida; Poales; Poaceae. The record is from RefSeq and is a predicted model, not a curated record.